Anopheles darlingi is the source of this 1162-nucleotide messenger RNA. RefSeq names its product zinc finger protein 830. Gene Ontology annotation, molecular function: zinc ion binding; nucleic acid binding. Gene Ontology annotation, biological process: mitotic DNA replication checkpoint signaling; nuclear DNA replication; mitotic DNA damage checkpoint signaling. The record is from RefSeq and is a predicted model, not a curated record. The transcript has 2 exons. Gene Ontology annotation, cellular component: nucleus; spliceosomal complex. Bases 84 to 1142 code for a protein of 352 amino acids. Lineage: Eukaryota; Metazoa; Arthropoda; Insecta; Diptera; Culicidae.
GAGGAAAAAUCGUUUGUUUCUCGAGUGGAGCGCCGAUUAAAAUUCGUUUCCUCUUGAAAUUUCAGGCAUAAUUAUCGGAAAAAAUGUCGUCCGCUUUCAAACAGGCGAAGAAAAAGUAUUCGCAGCAGGAGCUGCGUCGUAUAAUGAGCGAAACGAAGGCCGCCAAGCAACUGCAGCAACCGGAGGACAGCCACACACGACGGAUCGAUUCGCCGCUAGCAAAGUACAACGAUGCAGGUCAGCUGUCCUGCGUGCUCUGCCGAUCGGUGGUACGAUCGGAAGCAGUGUGGAAAGUGCAUAUUAACUCCAAGCAACAUAAAGAAAAUAUUGAAUUGGCAAAACAGCUGAAAAAUGCCCCACCACCGCCAAAAAAAUCGUCAGCAUCGGCUUCUUCCGUUGCCGGCAACAGUGAAGUUUUAGUGCCCCAGAAACGGUCCGCCACGGUGGGAUCCAGCACAGACGAUGUUGUACCGCCGAAGAAGCUCAAAGGAAUACUGAAAACGUCGGCCACACAUGAACCGGAACAGAAUGGUGCUUUACCGGAUGACUUUUUCGACAAUACCACAGCUCCGUCUAGUAUAAGAAAGGAACUGGUCAACAUAAGGUUGCCCGAAAGGAACCGAGACCAAAAAGCGGAGCCCAUGGAACAGGAUGCGGCGGACACCGAGACUGCUGGUGCUGUGUCAGCGGCCGAUGACGAGGCACUACCGGAAGGCUUUUUCGAUGAUCCCAAAAUGGAUGCCAAGGCGCGUAACCAAGAGUACAAGGAUCCAAACGAUGAAGAGUGGGAUAAGUUCCAGAAGGAGAUCAAAGAAGCAACCAGCGUUUCCAUGGCAAUCAUAAGCGAAGAGCAGGAAGAAUCUACAGCCGAGCGUCAAAUCGCCGAAAUAGACGAACAGAUUCGCAACUGGUCACGUGUGCUCGAUCUGGAGAAGCAAAAGGAACGGGUCAAAGCGGUCAAGGGAGGUGUAGGUCAGCGUUCCACUAGAGCAAACGGUAACGUGAAUGGUGCUAGCGAAUUAGCUGUCGGGAACCCCUCUGCACCACAAGCUGGAAAGGAAGAGGACGACGACGAGGAUGACGAUGAUGAUGAAGAGUUUGACGAGUUUUUGGAUUGGAGAUCGAAGAAAUCGUACAAAUAAACGUUGUAGCCGUUUGCUAU